GUCAUUGACAAUGGCUCCGGAAUGUGCAAGGCUGGCUUCGCCGGCGAUGACGCUCCUCGAGCCAUCUUCCCGUGAGUAGCGAUACGGGUCUCCAAAGCCGCUGCCGGGAUCGUGAAGGAGGCACGGCUGCAGUGCGCGAGUGGUACCAUGAGACCAGCAAGGGUGAAUUGGAAAGUAUGAUGUCAAAGAGCAGAGGCCGCUGCUGGGUGCUCUCCGCAGAGCCACAGCUGCUCCGAGUGGCCUCAGAAAAUGCUGGCAAAUCCCUCGUUUCCUGGCGCACGUGGUUCGCUCUCUGAACGUGGCCACCUCAACGCGCGUGUGGAAAGCAGCGGGGAGGGGUCGCACAAAUGCGCGAAUCCUGGAUGCUUAUACGUCAAGACUCUUUUGCGCAGGUCCAUCGUUGGACGCCCUCGCCACCAGGGUGUGAUGGUCGGAAUGGGCCAAAAGGACUCUUAUGUCGGCGACGAGGCUCAAUCCAAGCGUGGUAUCUUGACUCUCAAGUACCCCAUUGAGCACGGCAUUGUCACCAACUGGGACGACAUGGAGAAGAUUUGGCACCACACCUUCUACAACGAGCUGCGUGUCGCUCCCGAGGAGCACCCCGUCCUUCUCACUGAGGCGCCUUUGAACCCCAAGGCGAACAGGGAGAAGAUGACUCAAAUCAUGUUCGAGACCUUCAACGCCCCCGCCUUCUACGUUUCUAUUCAGGCCGUCUUGUCUUUGUACGCGUCCGGUCGUACCACUGGUAUCGUGCUCGACUCUGGUGAUGGUGUUACCCACACUGUUCCCAUCUACGAAGGUUACUCCUUGCCUCACGCUAUUCUGCGUCUUGACCUUGCUGGUCGUGACCUCACGGAGCACUUGGUCAAGAUCCUCAUGGAGCGCGGCUACCCCUUCACCACUACUGCCGAGCGCGAAAUCGUUCGAGACAUCAAGGAGAAGCUUUGCUACGUCGCCUUGGACUUUGAGCAGGAGAUGCAGACUGCUUCUCAAUCCUCUGCAUUGGAGAAGAGCUACGAGCUGCCAGAUGGUCAGGUCAUCACCAUCGGAAACGAGCGUUUCCGCGCUCCCGAGGCCCUCUUCCAACCCAGCUUCCUGGGUCUUGAAGCCAGCGGUAUCCACGAGACCACUUACAACUCCAUCAUGAAGUGCGAUCUGGACAUCAGAAAGGACCUGUACGGCAACAUUGUCAUGUCCGGAGGUACGACCAUGUACGCGGGCAUUUCGGACCGUAUGCAAAAGGAGAUCACGGCGCUUGCGCCGAGCAGCAUGAAGGUCAAGAUCGUCGCCCCUCCGGAGCGCAAGUACUCUGUGUGGAUCGGCGGUUCAAUCUUGGCUUCGCUUUCCACCUUCCAACAGAUGUGGAUUUCGAAGCAGGAGUACGACGAGGCUGGUCCCAGCAUCGUGCACAGAAAGUGCUUCUAAGCGCCACAUCGACUUUCACAUUGGUCAAUAGGCUGCUCUUGCUGCUGUUGCUCGACGUAGCUGGCGCGGAAUGGUGGCGUUGCUGUCCUGUGCGUCCUCGACUGCAUGGUGGUGUGACACACUCGAGUGCUC
Ceraceosorus guamensis is the source of this 1557-nucleotide messenger RNA. Its product is annotated as Actin/actin-like protein. The transcript is spliced from 3 exons. NCBI's taxonomy places the organism in Eukaryota, Fungi, Basidiomycota, Exobasidiomycetes, Ceraceosorales, Ceraceosoraceae. The record is from RefSeq and is a predicted model, not a curated record. The coding region runs from base 250 to 1425 and encodes 391 amino acids.